AUGGCCACUGAAUACUCAAAGCAGGACAAGGAGUUCGACACUGCCACUCAGGAGAAGCUCGAUGCUUGGGGAAAGGAAUUGACUCAGGCUGACGCUGUGCUCUUGCGCCAGCGAGAGAAGCUCUACAAGCCACUCUGGGAGAAGAGGGACGAGGUUCUCAGCAAGAUCGAUGGCUUCUGGCCUCAGGCUAUUGCCAACCACGAGGGCUUUGCUGCCUACUUUGACGACGUCGACCACCCUCUGAUCGCCAAGCUCAAGGGCAUCAAGAUCCACCGCGACACCGAAGACCCCCGAGCCACCAAAAUCGAGUUCAUCUUCGAUGACAAUGAGUACCUGUCUGAGAACAGCCUGGUGAAGGAGUUCCAGAUCAAAUCUGACUCGAAGGACCUGGGUGACUCCGAAUUCGACUGGGCCGAUGACCUCAAGCCCAUCAAGACCGAGAUCAAGUGGAAGAGUGACGAGAAGAACCUGUGCAAGCUCAAGCCAACCAGCUACGAGGACGAGGAGACCUUCACUCCCGGCUCCUUCUUCUCCUCCUUCUUCGACUGCACUCACCCCGAGAUUGCCAAUGGCAUUGGUCAGCUCAUCGCCGAGAGCUUCUACCCUAUGGCUGUCGACUGGUACACCGGUGAUGCCGUGGACGAUGACGACUUCGACUUCGAUGACGAGUCCUUCUCCGAUGAGGAUGACAGCGAGGAGGAGUCGGAGGACGAUGACGCUGCUGAGAUUGACCUGGAGGAGAAGGACGAGAAGCCCGCCAAGAGGGCCAGGACUGAGCAAUAGAGGGUGGAUGUGAAAGCCACAUGACGGGAGUUUCAGAUCAGUAGC
This is a messenger RNA of Microstroma glucosiphilum, 828 nucleotides long. RefSeq lists its product as hypothetical. Gene Ontology annotation, biological process: nucleosome assembly. The transcript is spliced from 3 exons. Gene Ontology annotation, molecular function: chromatin binding; histone binding. The record is from RefSeq and is a predicted model, not a curated record. NCBI's taxonomy places the organism in Eukaryota, Fungi, Basidiomycota, Exobasidiomycetes, Microstromatales, Microstromataceae. Gene Ontology annotation, cellular component: chromatin; nucleus. The coding region runs from base 1 to 783 and encodes 260 amino acids.